Messenger RNA from Sipha flava (yellow sugarcane aphid), 536 nucleotides. RefSeq names its product poly [ADP-ribose] polymerase 11-like. The record is from RefSeq and is a predicted model, not a curated record. Lineage: Eukaryota; Metazoa; Arthropoda; Insecta; Hemiptera; Aphididae. The coding region runs from base 91 to 483 and encodes 130 amino acids. The transcript is spliced from 3 exons. Gene Ontology annotation, molecular function: NAD+ poly-ADP-ribosyltransferase activity.
AGUGUAGGUUGUUUAAUUAUUUAGAAAAAUAUUUUGUAAUUUUUAUUCUAAAGUGUUUUACAUUCAAUUUAUUGACAGAGUUGGAUCAAAAUGUCUUUAAAUUUAAAUGUAUCAAUUGCACCACCAUUGAUAAAAAUGCACAAAAAUAGUACAAGAAAAAAUUAUGAUUAUAAAUAUGGUCAGAAAAAUAUUUUUAAUAAAAUAGAAGAACAUUUCAAAAUUAUUAGAGUGGAAAAAGUAUACAACCCCCAACUUUAUGGAAUGUAUUUGUUAUGUAAAGAAGAAUUACAAACAAGGAACAUAUUUGAUGUAAGGGAACUUAUUUUAUACCACGCAACUUCAUCAGAAAACGCAAUUGAAAUUUCAAAAAAUAAUAUUGAUUGGCGUGUAACUUCAAGGGCAAAAUAUGGUUAUGGUGCUUGUUUUUCAACAUCACCAAAGUAUGCAAAUAAAUAUUCAAGAGCUCAAGGAGGUAUAUCAUAAUAGUUUUUUAUUUACAUUUUUCAUUUAUAAUAAAUUAUUGAAUGGUUUUUUUU